GAAAAAUUUAACUUGCCCCCAUUAUAACCAAGUUCCAAGAGAAAAACAAAUACUCUGUUUCGUUGGAUUCAUUUUGUAGGAUGGAAAAAGAUCAUCCAACCCAGCCCUGUGGUGGAUGAAUGGAAGAGGAGGUGAGAUCAGAUGGAGCUUUGAAGAGUUGGGAUUCCAAUCCAGGAAAGUGGCCAAUAUACUCACAGGCCGAUGUGGGCUAUGCAAAGGCGACAGAAUCCUGCUCAUUCUACCCCGGAUUCCAGAAUGGUGGCUGGUGGCCACUGCUUGCAUUAGGACAGGAAUUGUCAUCAUCCCUACAACAUCUCAAUUAACUGCUAAGGACAUAGAGUACAGACUCCAAGCUUCGGGAGCCAAAUGUCUCAUCACUACAGAUGCCUUAGCACCUGCAGUGGAUUCCAUUGCCCCAAACUGUAACUCCCUGAGAACCAAACUGCUGGUAUCUUCUGAAGGCAAGCGAGAAGGAUGGCUGAACUUUGGUGAACUGCUCAGAGAAGCUCCUGCCAACCACACUUGUGUGAAAACAAAGAUGCAUGAUCCCAUGAUGAUUUAUUUCACCAGUGGAACCACAGGGGCUCCCAAGAUGGUUGAACACACUCAAGGAAGUCUCGGGUUCAGACCCAUCAUUGGCAAAAGAUAUUGGCUGGAUGCAACCCCUUCAGAUAUUGUAUGGAACACAGCAGACACUGGCUGGGUGAUGGCUGUCCUGGGUUCGUUUUUUGACCCAUGGGUUUUUGGAUCAUGUGUCUUCAUCCAUCGCCUAUCACAGUUAGAUACAACAACCAUCCUAAGUACUCUUUCCCAAUUUCCAGUCACCAUUUUUGUGAGUGCUCCAACCUUGUUUCGCCUGCUUGUGAAGGAAGAUCUCACCAGUUACAAGUUCAUGAGCCUGCAGUACUGUAUGAGUGGAGGAGAACUAUUAAAUUCUGAAGUGAUGGAACAGUGGAAAAACAAGACAGGACUGAACAUCUAUGAAAUUUAUGGACAGACAGAAGCAGGCAUAAUUUGUGCAGUGUCAAAAAAAAUGAAAAUUAAGCCUGGCUCGAUGGGAAAGGCUGCUAUUCCUUAUGAUGUCCAGAUUGUAGACCAAGACGUAAAUAUUUUAUCUCCUGGGAAAGAAGGUGAAAUAGCCAUCAGAGUGAAGCCCGAAAGACCACUUGGUCUGUUCACUCAGUACAUUGAUGCUCCCCAAAAAAUGGCCAUGACAGAACGAGGGGACUUUUUUCUCACUGGAGACAGAGGAGUGAUGGACGAAGAUGGAUACUUUUGGUUUAUAGGACGAGCUGACGAUAUCAUCAACUCUUCUGGGUAUCGUAUUGGACCAUUUGAAGUAGAAAGUGUGCUCUUGAAGCAUCCAGCUGUAACAGAAGUUGCUGCUGUCAGCAGCCCAGAUCCAAUCAGAGGAGAGGUAGUAAAGGUGUUUGUGGUGUUGUCUAUGGGCUAUUCAACACAAGACAAGGAGAAAUUAACUUUGGAGCUACAGGAACAUGUGAAAAAAAUGACUGCGCCAUACAAAUACCCAAGAAAGGUUGAAUUUGUCCAGCAGCUGCCAAAAACCAAUACAGGGAAGAUCCGACGGAAUGAAUUAAGAGACCAAGAAUGGGGCUGAGUUUAAAUCUAUAGAAAGUUUGCUUUAUCUC
This is a messenger RNA of Candoia aspera, 1649 nucleotides long. Its product is annotated as acyl-coenzyme A synthetase ACSM4, mitochondrial-like. The transcript is spliced from 12 exons. Gene Ontology annotation, molecular function: fatty acid ligase activity; fatty-acyl-CoA synthase activity. Gene Ontology annotation, cellular component: mitochondrial matrix. Bases 116 to 1618 code for a protein of 500 amino acids. The record is from RefSeq and is a predicted model, not a curated record. NCBI's taxonomy places the organism in Eukaryota, Metazoa, Chordata, Lepidosauria, Squamata, Candoiidae. Gene Ontology annotation, biological process: acyl-CoA metabolic process; fatty acid biosynthetic process.